Messenger RNA from Formica exsecta, 717 nucleotides. RefSeq names its product cellular nucleic acid-binding protein-like. The record is from RefSeq and is a predicted model, not a curated record. The coding region runs from base 1 to 717 and encodes 238 amino acids. The transcript has a single exon. Gene Ontology annotation, molecular function: nucleic acid binding; zinc ion binding. NCBI's taxonomy places the organism in Eukaryota, Metazoa, Arthropoda, Insecta, Hymenoptera, Formicidae.
AUGACAGAUUUACGACAGGGAAUAGAUAACAGUUCAGGUAGACAGAAAACUAACAGUCUAAAAGAAAUUUGUCAAAUCUGUUAUAAAGAAGGGCACGUAGGCAGUAACUGCAAGAAAUAUUUACAAACAUCUCAACAAGUUAACAACCAAAUUGAUUUAGGAACCGCGAUAUUAGUAUGUCAAAUUUGUAAAAAACGUGGGCAUGGAGCAGAGAAAUGCCGCUUUCGCAAUCCACAGCAACGCCGACCAGUAAACGUAGUUCAAGGGAAAUUAAUAACUUGCCAAUUAUGCUUAAAAUCCGGUCAUGAUGCAAAAUCUUGCCGACAGAAUAAUACAACUAAUAACAAUAAAAUCUCGGUAAUUUGUCAAUGGUGCAAAAGACCCGGCCAUUCUGCAAAUAAUUGUUGGAAGAAACAGAACGAACAACGUUAUGCGGGAAAUAAAACUCGCGUAACUUGUCAAAUUUGCAACAACUUCGGACACAUUGCUAAAGAUUGUCGAUCAAAACUAAACCAGCAAACGGGAUCUAGGAAUUCUUUAUUCUGCCGCUAUUGCAAGGAGCAAGGUCAUCUUCUCGAAAAUUGUCAAUUACGCCAUGCCAGUAACUUUCGAAAAAAGGAAAAUAAUCAGGGAAACUACAACGGCCCCUCGACGUCGGGUGCACAGCAGGGGUCCGAACGAGAGCCGCACCCGUCCAAAACUCAGGUAGCCAAGUAG